Messenger RNA from Amoebophrya sp. A25, 3845 nucleotides. The record is from the annotation of a GenBank genome assembly. Lineage: Eukaryota; Dinophyceae; Syndiniales; Amoebophryaceae.
CAAAACAGUGAUGUCGAGGAAGCCCUUAUUGUGUUGUAGAUUGUAUGCCUACUUCUUGUUCUUAUUAGGCAUGAUUGUUUUAUCUAUCCCGUCUUCCGAUCCUCUUUAGGACCAAGAAGCCUUUCGGUUUGUCACUAUCAGGCAGCGAAAAGUAGCAGAAGGUUGAAAAUAGAAAAUGCCGGCACCAAGGACGGGGCGAGAUUCUGUCGCUACAAAUGCGAGUCGAGGGACGGAGAACAAGAGAAAAAGUAAUUAGACUGAAUCGGAAAAUUUCCCUCCGAACAUCAACUUAUGAUUGCCCUUACCUUUCUCCAACGGUGCCACUACGUACACUUUUACUUUCUCUAGCUGUUCUUCGAGCAAAGAGAGCGAGAUCAUGUUCACCGUCUACAGGAACACCAGCCUCACCAGCCUCAUCCUCGUUCUCUACAUUUUUCAACGUUCAUAUGAUAUCAAUCCCAGGUACAACAACGCCAGCCUCGUCCAAGGAUGGUAAGACACCUUCCAAGGAUGGUAAGACACCAAGGGAGAGUACGAAGUCGACAGGAAGAAUUUCCACUGUAGCAACAGAGACCAAGGAGGCAGACUUGGUAAUACUGACUUCAUCGUUAGAACUUUUUGAUUUCAAUUUGGAGUUGUGCCGUGUAUCACUCAAUCGAUCAAUCACUCCCUCCCACUCACUUGCAGUAGUUGACCUAAUAAUCGUGAGGUACAAUGCAAACGUUGGCAUAGUAGUAGUUGCUACACGAUCAAACGCCUCCAACAUUACCCACUUAGGUACAACAUCUCCCACAUCACUUCCUAUCCAUCGCUGCCUAUCUACUCUAUGUUGGUGCCUGCACUAAGAAAAUAGCCGGUUUUUAUACUUUCUCUCGUUUUAUCACUCCCUUCAUGAUUAUACAUUGGUCCCUCCGUUUUCAGGUGAAGAAGCUAGGCAUACAAAAACCUGUGGCUUAUGGCGUCGUCGAUACGAAUAUCUCGAAUGCCCGAAGAUCUUCUAUGGCCGACCAGUAUAAGGAGGGGGAGCUAGAAACGGCAUUUGUGGAUAAGGUAUUUCUAAGUAAAGGAAAGAACACACAGUAGACUAAACGAGGACGUGCUCGCCAGAAGAUGAUCCCUAGUACCCGGAUGCGUAAAUAUCCAUGAUCCACCCUACCACCAUGAAUAUCUACAGAUAUUCUCGUGCCUUAUUUCUUUUGUUCCUACAACGUUUGUUCUCGUCCUUGCUGUUGCUUUCUUCGAAUUAAGCCUUUCGCUUAGUACACUACUACCUCUUCCACUGAAUUUCCUUAUUCUGAACUUUAGUAACUGCUGUGGUUUCUUUUAUUACAAUAUCGUAUAAUCCACUUCCACCACAAAUCCACCACCAGGUGAAGGGAGGAGAAAUCGACUGGAUUAAACGCACUCUGGCUAUGUGUGGACGAGAAUUACUGCAGUCCAAUUUUGCAGGUGGGAUAGUUAAAACGAGUAUUCUCUAUGCUGCAGAAAAAGCCGACCUCGAGAUGUGCAAGCUUUUGUUACGGUACUGCACUCGCUAGUCUAGAAUUACGUUACCGUUUCUACCAUGAUGAAUGCAGAAGCACUAGUAUACCAAUGCGGUACAGUAUGUGCUAGUCUAGAAGUGACGUGCAAGAUGUGUAUGUGUAUGUGGGGAUCACGACUAUAUUCUAAUUCUUCGAGGAGGUGCAGGUGUAGGUAAUGCUAAUGGUAUUGGUAAGCUGGUACAUUCCAUCUCUCCUCGUUGCAUUCCCCAGGUACGGCGGCCGCGAGCUGCUACAAGUGAAGAAUUUCAAGGGUCGCGACGCGGCUUAUUAUGCAGAAAAAAGUGGUCUCGACCUUUCCAAGGCGUCUAUUGAAGCCACUGUGGACUGUUGGAACCAUAGGAUGCUACAACCGGACGCGAACAAAGCAGAAGGGAAAGGCAGACAAAGCGAAACACUUGAGAUAUGAUGGAAUGAUUGUACUUAACUAUUUAGACUUUUUUCAGUUGAAGUCGUCAGGGAAAUCUUAGGCACCUUGCCGCAUAGAUUCUAACCAUCUGAGUGUGGAUGGAACUAGACCUAGAAGAUCUUUUACGCUGACGAUGACCGACACUGAGUUAUUCAUAAAAAAUGUCCCUAUUCCUACUCAUGGUCUUGCUUCUCUCAUACCGUCCGUCGACACCGAGUCCGCGAGGUCCACGCAGCCCAACGUUGCCCGUGCCACAGCUGCGAGAUGAAACGUCGACUACUUCAGUUAGGAGUAUUCAUUGUCAUUUUUUCGUUCAUCCUUUGAAGUCGCUCUGUAUGAUUAAAUUUAUAUAUAGAUGCGUCUAAGGCUAAGCACUUAAAAUACAACAGCCGGUUCGUUUUUUCCCUCUAUUCUUAGGUGUACUAUCCCUUCAUGCAAUAUAGACGCAUCUACUGUUGCUUGGAAAGGGGAUGCAUCACAGCUAGUAUAUUUCCAGCGCGAGGACUGUGGCGAAUGAAUUACACCUUCUACACAACAACCCGCGUCGGCUUCUAUACCCAUUGAUUACAGCUAUACCCUCUCAUGCUUCUAAUCCAUGUGGUGGUUCGACAACGAGCAGCAAAGGAGUUCCAAGCAAAAGCGCUUCUUCGUCGAAGAGUAGCUCGACUACUACUACGACAUCGUCUUCGAGCAAAAGCACAGCUACUAAGCCCGCUUCAUCGAAACCACCAGUAGGGAAGAGAAAGAGUCAGGUCGGAUAAUUCACUAGUUGUAGCUUUGGUUUUUAGGGCUGGAGGUAAGUAGUAAUUAUAAAUUUGAAUUGGACGUGGAUCAUCACGUGGCUGAUGUUGAAGGUUGAUGUCAAUACCCAGAUCCCGAUAAAGUUGAUUUUGAUUUUGAAAAUGUACAUUAAAAUUUGUAUCGUUAGACUAAUUCAUAAUUGUAGUGUUGCUUGGAGUUGAACGAGGAUAAUCAUUGAUCUUGCGGUAUUGUAACGCUGACUUGUUGUAUAGCUCUUUGAAAAGAUGGAGGAACAAACUCAUGGAAAAUGUACUAUUAACGAAGCAUUGUCUUGUUUCUUUGGCCGUAGAACUCGGGAGCCCGAUACUUCGGUGGCAUCUCAGCUAGCUCCUCGAGUAGUACCUGUCAGGAGGAGCCUAGUACGAGGACCCUCCACAUGUAACAAUAAUAAUAAUUGUCUCGUUGUUUCUUAGUGUCCUCGUUUUCUAUGUGUGGGAUAAUGUAGUGUAGGUACUCUAGUUGAUGUACGAAAAUAGUGGCAUCCAUCACUACGACGUUCAGAAAGUUCAUGUGGCGAAAAAUUUGCACACUUAAGGCGAAUGAAGAUAUUGAGUCGUUAUCUUGGUGACCACAUGAAAGCAUAAAGAUUACCAUGGGUGAGACUACUUUUGAAUCUUCAUGAACAUGAUAGAUUUCCUUGUUUCCAGGAUACGGUUGAUGACAAAAAGUUGACAGACGGUGGAGCAGCAGUUUGUUUUCGAAGAAAUAUCUCUAGUGCAAUUUUAGCGUUUGGAAGUUAGUUCUACCUAAACACGAAAACCAUAUUCACAAAAUAUCAUACAUAUCAUCGCAACAUGGAGUAUUCACCCUUUUGGUUUUGGUAAGAGUCAGUAGCAUAGCACAGUGUUUCGAAUUCGAUAUUUUUCUCAUGAUACCUUUCAGUUUUUUUUGAGCAGAAUACAUAGGAAAUCCCAAAUGACGCGGCGAAAACUCAUGAGUUCAUCCGGGUUGCAUCUUCAAUAUACCGCAUAUUCCCUAGGAUGGACUCAAGAACGCAGACGUGCAGAGUAGAAGAUGGUUCUCCAUUUGACUCUCAGUGAACCCUUUCUUCAAAUAGAAUCGUGACAAGUCUCGCAAAGUCUCGCAGUUCAUGU